AUGGAACUGCGUGGUUCAGUCUUUCUAAUAAUCGUCAGGAGUGAUCCGCGGUCUCCAGUUCAACCAAACACAUCGUUGCGCCUGGGUCAAAUACCACAUGAAUCUGCUCACAUGCCACUUCAACCGAGUAUCAAGCAGGAAACCACCGAUUGGUUUACCAAACUCUCUCUGGAUGACCAGAGCAAGGCUCGCAAUGGCCAGAUCUCGGAUCCUACGCGGCAUCCCUCAAAGCGGCCUUAUAAUGACAAGGAUCAGUAUCCUAGUAAGCUCCGCGCUGGCUCGGCCUCACCGUUCUCUUCACGCCACAACCGAGACCCUUCUGAAUCAAUCCGUACCGGCUCCCCUUCUGGAUUCCCAUCCACUCAGAGGACUCCACAAUCUUCGCCCAAAUUGGUAUCAUCUCAUCCAGCCAACAGUCAAAGGCAGCAGGCACGUCACUCAGCUCAGCCAUCAAGCCAAUUAAACUUUGCCGCCUUGAAGGCUGAAGAGAGGAAGACUCAAAGCCACACCGCCCAAGCCGCAACAACCUAUGAUAUCCCUCCUGACCAAGAGGUUCGAAUGUUCCUUCAGCCAGAGACGCGAUCCAUCAGUCAAGAACAGCUUGUCAAUGAAGUCAAGGGCAUCUACGCUGGCCUUGUGAUGGUGGAGAAGAAAUGCGUGGAAAUAUGCCAGUCCCAGUCUCAAACAACAAACAAGUUGUCGAAUGAGCAGUGGCAGGCCCUCAUCGCCUUACACCGCACUCUCCUUCAUGAGCACCACGACUUCUUCCUAGCCUCUCAACAUCCCACCGCAUCACCAGCACUACGCCGCCUGCCUACCAAGUACGCAAUGCCAGCUCGGAUGUGGCGGCAUGGGAUCCAUUCGUUCUUAGAACUACUUCGUCAUCGCCUUCCUCAUUCCUUAGAGCACAUGCUCAGCUUCGUCUAUCUGGCCUAUCAAAUGGUGGGUCUGCUGAUGGAGUCUGUACCUACCUUCUAUGAGACCUGGAUUGAAUGCCUAGGCGAUCUUGCUCGUUAUCGCAUGGCGAUCGAGGAGGCGGACAUGAGAGAUCGCGAGAAUUGGUCAAAUGUUGCUCGCAUGUGGUACAAUCGUGCUGCUGACCGUUCUCCAGCCACAGGGCGCAUUCAGCAUCACCUGGCUGUUCUCGCUCGGCCGAACAUCGUGCGUCAACACUUUUAUUAUUCCAAGGCAUUGGUCAGCGUGAAUCCCUUCGUCAAUGCUCGGGAUUCAAUAAUGUUGUUGUUCAGCCCCUUGCUUGAUUCCGACACAUUUAAUCAAAAGUAUAACAGGGCCGAGAGAAGUCUCGUGACUGCAGCAGGUAUCAUGUUCACUCGGGGAUCCAUUCACCAAUAUAUCGUCAAUAUCUCGGACUACGUGUCUGACUUGGACAGCCAGAUCACCCGAUCAGGAUCCAACUUCAAGGUUAUGGGAGCUGAGAUUGCUUCAUCCUUGAUCGCACUCAUGUAUGAUUUCGGCAGUGAUGACAAUCAUCUCUGGAAAUCCUUCAAGGCCAACAACGAUAAAAUCAAAGGAAUCCAGGAUGAUAAACCCCAGGCUCUUGCAUCUGACCCUGCCCCUGUUGAGGAUCCCAUACUCAAGGAGAACAUCCAUGCCCAGUUCUGGCGGAAUGGGCCCAUUCAUACCGAGGAGUUCCGUCAGGUCCGACCCCAUGGAGGUGACAAGGCCGAAGCAAAGUUCGAGUCGUCGGACGAGGUGACGUCGUACAUCCUUCCUAUCUGGUUUUCAUCCAUUUCUAUCGUGGCGCAAAAAGUUGGGGAUCGCAACAUUCUUCCGUUUAUGCAUAUCACAUUAGCGUACAUUUGGAGUUCAUCAUACGUACCAGGCGCUCUAGUUUUCGUUGAAAACUACGUUCCAUGGCCCAAGUUGGUCCUAGCAUUAAAUACGUUGAGCCGUUCGGGCGUCUCUGACAACCGGAUCGAGGCCAAGGAAUUUCCUCAGCAACAAAGCGGAACAGGGCGUCAGCUCCCUGAGGACUUUCUCAUACGUGGCUUAGUCUGGUCUUCAUAUUACUUCCCUGACGAUUUCUUCAAUGGCCAGGUUGUAGAUGAAGACGAACGCACUCUCGAGAUGCCCAGCCAUGCGGCACCUCGAGCAGAACGAUGCUUGUGGUUAGGUCACAAGUUGGCAUCGUUGAACCGUUAUAUGACAUACGAUGACAGAACGAAGCUCUUCGCCACCACCGAUCUUGCUUCGUCCAUGGCUACUGUGGCUGCUGCACAUACGUUACGCGUUCAAUCGCACCCCGACGCUCAGAUGGUCGAAACCAAAUGA
Exophiala aquamarina CBS 119918 is the source of this 2292-nucleotide messenger RNA. RefSeq lists its product as uncharacterized. The record is from RefSeq and is a predicted model, not a curated record. Gene Ontology annotation, molecular function: telomeric repeat DNA binding; protein binding; telomerase RNA binding. The transcript has 2 exons. Gene Ontology annotation, cellular component: telomerase holoenzyme complex. Lineage: Eukaryota; Fungi; Ascomycota; Eurotiomycetes; Chaetothyriales; Herpotrichiellaceae. Gene Ontology annotation, biological process: nuclear-transcribed mRNA catabolic process, nonsense-mediated decay. The coding region runs from base 1 to 2292 and encodes 763 amino acids.